GCAGAGCCGGUCCUGCUCCUUCCCGGUUAGAGACGGGGUUAGGGGCAGUGGCACUCGCACCAUGAGCGAGGCGGACGGGCUGCGGCAGCGGCGGCCGCUGCGGCCGCAGGUCGUCACGGACAAUGGCCAGGCCCCCGAGUCCAAGGACGGCAGCUCCUUUAGUGGCCGUGUGUUCCGAGUGACCUUCUUGAUGCUGGCUGUCUCCCUCACUAUUCCCCUGCUUGGAGCCAUGCUGCUGCUGGAUUCUCCCAUAGACCCACAGCCUCUCAGCUUCAAAGAACCCCCUCUCUUGCUUGGCGUUCUGCAACCAAAUACGAAGUUACAACAGGCGGAAAGGUUGUUUGAAAAUCAACUUAUUGGGCCAGAGUCCAUAGCAAAUAUUGGGGAUGUGAUGUUUACUGGUACGGCAGAUGGCCGGAUCGUAAAACUUGAAAAUGGUGAAAUAGAGACCAUCGCCCGGUUUGGUUCAGGCCCAUGCAAAACCCGAGAUGAUGAGCCUGCUUGUGGGAGGCCCCUGGGCGUCCGGGUGGGGCCCAAUGGAACCCUUUUUGUGGCUGAUGCGUAUAAGGGACUAUUUGAAGUAAAUCCCUGGAAACGUGAAGUGAAACUGCUGAUCUCCUCUGAGACACCCAUUGAGGGGAGGAAAAUGUCCUUUGUGAAUGAUCUUACAAUAACUCAGGAUGGGAGGAAGAUUUAUUUUACGGAUUCUAGCAGCAAAUGGCAGAGACGAGAUUAUCUGCUUCUGGUCAUGGAGGGAACGGAUGAUGGGCGCCUACUAGAGUAUGACACGGAGACCAAGGAAGUGAAGGUUUUACUGGACCAGUUGCGGUUCCCUAACGGAGUGCAGCUUUCUCCCGCGGAGGACUUUGUCCUGGUGGCCGAGACGACAAUGGCGAGGAUAAGAAGAUUCUACCUGUCGGGCCUGAUGAAGGGAGGGGCUGAUCUGUUCGUGGAGAACCUGCCUGGAUUUCCAGACAACAUCCGACCCAGCAGCUCUGGAGGGUACUGGGUCAGCAUGGCAACCAUUCGCUCCAACCCUGGGUUUUCUAUGUUGGAUUUCUUAUCCGAGAGACCCUAUAUUAAAAGAAUGAUUUUUAAGCUGUUUAGUCAGGAGACUGUGAUGAAGUUUGUACCACGGUACAGCCUCGUUCUAGAACUCAGCGACAGCGGGGCCUUCCGGAGAAGCUUGCACGAUCCUGAUGGGCAGGUGGCCUCCUACGUCAGCGAAGUGCACGAGCAUGACGGGCACCUGUACCUGGGCUCCUUCAGGGCCCCCUUCCUCUGCAGACUCAGCCUCCAGUCUGUUUAGCAGCCUUGACCGUGGCUGUGCCAGGAGUCCUCAUACUGGGCACCACUGCCGGUCCAGGAGAUUCUGUGCACACAGCCCUUUUCACCUGCACCUGCCGGUCCUUGGACAUGGACAUUGGAAGUGGACAGUGAGACCCUUCGGAUGUCUGGGCCCCUGUGGGAUACCCCUCACCUGGGUUUGACUUGCAUCUAGAGGGAAGCAUAACAUGCCACGGGGAAGAUAAGUCCAUAUUAAACCAUUUCCUCUUAAAAAAACCUAAGUACAGUGAUUCUAUUCUCUAGGACUUAGGAGUCUUCAUACACUUUUAAUAGGUCUCAGGGUUUGGUGGAUAGAGCAGUAGAUGAGAUGUCCAGGGAUCUUGUUUUUGCUACUGGCUGUCCUGCCAGCCUCAGUAUCUUUACUAUAAAAUGUGGUAAUACCGGUCUCUGCGGGUGGGGCACAGGAAGGGCAAGGAGAGCUCAGUGCAAAAGUUUGUUGAGGCCAGUGAGUGGGGCUGUGUAAAUGGUAGAGAUAUAUUCUCCAGAGCUGUGUGGGCCUUGGGCCCUGGAUCCUGUGCGGUCCCUUCCAUAGCUCACACUCCCCAGCCUGCGCCAGUUCAGCCCCACUCUGAACCAGAGGGUUUUCAAGACUCCUGAGUCCCCAUCAACCAUUUAAAGGCAAGGACCUGGGAAAGUGCAUAGAAGCAUGUUGAUCCCAGCAGCUCACAGAGGACCUGCAGGGCUUCUUUCUGUGAACAGACCACAUCAAUGGAAUGAUCCAGCAGCUGGGUACUACGGGGCAGAAUCUAGGGGAGUCCUGUUGACACCCCUUUGUUCCUUACCUCUAGACCAGCAGAUGAAUAGUGCACAUGUUAAUGUCAUUUGCUAGGGUGUCACAAGCCCGAAAUGGCUGUAUAUCCUGACAAGUGUGUACACACUGGUCCUAAUUUUGUCAGGGGGCCCCAUGUAGUAAUGAUAAUUAAAUUGAUUUUCUGCUCAUUAACCUUUUCUGAUGGUGUUGCCUGGGAGUUUCUUCUCUGAUAGAAUUAGGUUAACGGUGACUGG
Molecule: messenger RNA, 2352 nt
Organism: Odobenus rosmarus divergens (Pacific walrus)
Lineage: Eukaryota; Metazoa; Chordata; Mammalia; Carnivora; Odobenidae
Gene: APMAP
Product: adipocyte plasma membrane associated protein
Exons: 9
Coding region: 62-1309 (415 amino acids)
Biological process (GO): biosynthetic process
Molecular function (GO): strictosidine synthase activity
Source: RefSeq, a predicted model, not a curated record